UCAGCAGAGAAAGACCGGAGAGUAACUUUGUGCAAGAUGCAGGGGGUUUCAGCCACUGACCUCCCCGCCUCCUCUCUGCAGUACCAGUGUGGAUCAGUGGACUACCUGUGUUCUCCGCGGCUGGUGAAGAAAGGUCCGACCCCCAGACCAUGUCACGACAGGCCUGCCAUCAAGCCCCGGCCCCAGCCCUCCACCUCACCCAGACAGCCGACCGCACAGAAACCUCAAGUGCCCCCUAAACCUGCGCACCUGCUCGCCCUUGGGCAAGACAAGAAACCUAAGAGGAUCCCUCCAGCGCCCUCCAGGCCUCUGCCUGCUCCCCCCCCUCCGCCGAAACCAAAGCCCAGUCUACCCCCUCCUGGCUUGGGUGCACAGCCGCAGAGAGAGGCCCAGAAGGUGGGGCUGCUCAUCGAAAGGUUCGAGAAUUCAAAGGUCCCCAUCCUGGGGGUGCUCCCACGGUCCCAGCUGCACCUGUGUCUGAGAAUGGACACUGCGUCUGACAUCGCUUCCUCCUGCGACCAGGACACCACGGCGAAGGUUACAGGGGACUCCUCCCCCGUGGACAAACUUGCACUUGUCACCUCCGAACGGACGGAUGAGGUGUCUGAACUUUCCCGUCUGGCCUCUGUGCACAUCGACGGCUCAGCGGACGCCCCGCUGGACGACUGUGCCGAGGAUGACAUCGCACACAGCGUUGGGUGCCUUGACGAGGUGGAGCGGGAGGAAGGCUCCUCUCACGAGCUCCUGGACAAUCCGGACUCCUCGGAGCAGAACGGGAAGAUCCCCAACCGGGACAGUGGCAUCGACAGCCCGUCCUGCGCUGCAGAGGGGGAGGUGUUCCCCAACGAGGACGCCAUCGACGAGGAGGAUCAUUACGACAGCGUCACUGAAACGGAGAGCGUGUCCUGCUGCGUUACCUUGGGCAACAAACGAGACUCAACGCAGGACGAGGACAGUGACUUGGAUGAGGGGAGCAGUGGAGAAAUACACUCUCUAACAGACACACAACCUGGGUUUCUGGCAGAUGCACCCUCAGAGGCGCACAAAUGCUCAGAGACUCAGAAGCUCCUGAACAUCGCCAAAGAGCUUCUGCACACCGAAGAGGCCUACGUCAAAAGACUCAACCUCCUUGACCAGGUAUUUUGCACUAAGCUCACAGAGGCUGGAAUCCCUCAGGACGUCAUUACAGGGAUCUUCUCCAACAUCUCCUCUAUCUACUGCUUCCAUGACAAGUUCCUGCUCCCUGAGCUCAAGACACGCAUAACCGGAGAAUGGGACUCCAACCCUCGUAUCGGAGACAUCCUCCAGAAACUGGCUCCGUUCAUGAAGAUGUAUGGAGAGUAUGUGAAGAACUUUGACCGAGCCAUGGACCUGGUCAACACCUGGACACAGCGGUCUUCACAGUUCAAGAGUGUCGUCCAGAACAUACAAAAACAGGAUGUGUGUGGGAACCUGACGUUGCAGCACCACAUGCUGGAGCCGGUCCAGAGGAUUCCUCGCUACGAGCUGUUGCUCAAAGACUAUCUGAAGAAGCUGCCUGAGGACGCUCUGGACCGAAAAGACGCAGAGAAGGCACUGGAGCUAAUCUCUACAGCAGCUAAUCAUUCCAAUGCAGCAAUCAGGAAAAUGGAGAAGAUGCACAAGCUGUUGGAGGUUUACGAGAGGCUUGGAGGGGAAGAGGACAUCGUUAACCCAGCCAACGAGCUCAUCAAAGAAGGACAUAUCAAGAAGAUGUCAGCCAAAAAUGGAACAGCACAAGACCGAUACCUCUACUUGUUCAACAAUAUGGUGCUAUACUGCGUGCCUAAACUCAGACUGAUGGGACAGAAGUUCAGCGUCAGAGAGAGGAUCGACAUUGCUGGCAUGGAGGUGCAGGAGAACGUGAAGCAGAACCUUCCUCACACGUUCGCCAUCAUCGGCAAGCAGCGUUCACUGGAGCUGCAAGCCAGGACAGCUGAGGAGAAAGAAGACUGGAUUCAGGUGAUCCUGGCCACCAUCGAACGGCACAAGCAAAACAGCGAAACGUUCAACAAAGCCUUCAACAGCUCCUUCUCCCGGGAAGACGACCACGUCCCUGAGUCACCGGGUCCCUGGUGCAACACGUCCAUUGACUCAGAUGGUGAAAGACUGCAUGAAAGGAAGAGUUCCAGGAAAAAGGAGAAAGAGAAGCAAACGUGUAAAGGCUGCAGCGAGAGCUUCAACUUCACCAAGCGCAAACACCACUGCAAGUCCUGUGGAGCGGCCAUCUGUGCAAAGUGUUCAAAGACCUUGGACAACAAAACGAGCCGAGUGUGCCCGGAGUGUUUCGAAGCCAGCCUCAGCCUGGAGAGUCUAGGCGUUAGUGAACAGAAGAGGAAAGCUGCGCCAGAGAGACAGACAUCUUUAUCGGGGGAGAACUGCCUGCUUUGUGGCCACCUUCAAGUGCAGGAGAAAGGGAAGAGCUGGAGCAAGAUGUGGGUGGCUGUGACCAAGGCUGAGCCGCUGGUGCUGUACUUGCAGAGCAGUGGACAGGAGUCCAAGGGGGCGCGGGCGGUGCCUCUCCCUGGGUUCGAGGUGAGCGUGGUACCGCCGUCGGCAGGCGAGAAGUCGGAGGUGAAACACGCACUGCGGCUCAGCCACACCCAGCAGACGUUGCUCUUAAGUGCCCAAGACGCAGAACUUCAGGCCAAGUGGGUGGACUUCCUCUCCAAAGCCGCCCGCGGAGAGACGGCCGCGGACGCGUCGACGAGCCUGACUGAACACAGGAAGAGCCAGUAGCGGCCGCGUUGGAGCCGCAGGACUCGCUCCCUCCUCCCUCCACCCCUCUCCUGUGUAUAGAGCACACAUUACUUGAAUUCACUUUACCUUGGCACUUUUUGUUUCCCCC
This is a messenger RNA of Chelmon rostratus (copperband butterflyfish), 2866 nucleotides long. RefSeq names its product faciogenital dysplasia (gene fgd). Lineage: Eukaryota; Metazoa; Chordata; Actinopteri; Chaetodontiformes; Chaetodontidae. Gene Ontology annotation, molecular function: guanyl-nucleotide exchange factor activity; metal ion binding. The record is from RefSeq and is a predicted model, not a curated record. Bases 37 to 2757 code for a protein of 906 amino acids. Gene Ontology annotation, cellular component: cytoplasm. The transcript has 19 exons. Gene Ontology annotation, biological process: cytoskeleton organization; filopodium assembly.